UUACUCUUAACGUGGAGGGAGAAUGGACAGACCACCCCAUCAAAAGAAAAACAAAUAUGGAGGGGGGAUUGAGUGCUUGUAGUUUGGAUGAAGAAUUGAAUCAAGCAUCCAUGAAUAACCUAGAAUCAAUAAUAUUCGAUGCAUUUUCUUCAUGGUUAGAUUUAGAUGAUUCCAGCAUUAUUCCUCAAGAGCCUCAACAACUUCAAGAUCUUGAAAUGCUUGAUGAAAACCUUCUCCAAUUUGCAAAUACCACUACUACUAGCGCAAACAUGGAUUACGAGCAUCCUUAUUCGGAAUGCAAUAUUCUUCCUAAUUCACCUGAGUUAGAUUUACCGUUUUUACUCGAUAUUCAUGAUUUUGAUAAUGACAUUAUUUCUCCACCUGAAGGUCACUAUCAUCACCCUGUUCUUCCUUGUCAGGACGAAGUUAUUCUUGAUCAACCGGUUGAUAAUGAAGCAGAAUGUGAGAAAGAUCCUAAUAGUAACAGUAUAGUCAUAAUUUGUCCGUCAUCAUCAGUUUCUGAUGUUCCUCAACAACCGCGGCAGAAGAAGCAAAAAAACAACAAUAUCAAAAAACGGACUAAAUUAUCAACCCAGCGACACCAAAGUUCCGCUACCACUACUGCUGCUACUACUAGUACUGUGCCAAAAGAUGACGGGGAAGAAGAAAUAGAUGAUGAACGUAAAAGAGGACCACUAAGUUGUAAAAAUUUAGUUUCGGAAAGGAAUAGAAGGGAAAGGAUUAGUCAACAACUACUUGCUUUACGUGGCCUUGUUCCUAAUAUCACAAAGAUUGAUAGACGAUCAGUAUUAGUAGACGCGCUAUCUUACUUAAGGAAUAUGCAAGAAGAAACAGCGAAGAUACAAAAGGAACUUAAAGAACAACAAUCACAACAUCAACCUAGAGCAAUGAACAAUGACAUUAUGGAGGAAGAUGAAGAUGCUGAGCAUGAUCCUGAUGAUGAUACUCGUCCAAGAGUUAACAGUCCAGUCAAUGCAUCUAAACCCAAACCACAGAUAAUCGAGAUUGACAUAGAGAAAAUGGAUGAGAAAAGAUUCAUAGUGAAGGUAACAUGCAAAGGUGUGAACGGAGGCGACAUUUGUCGCGUGAUGGAAGCUACAGGGUUUGAGAUUACUUAUGCUGCUGUGGAACAAAUUAAACCCCAACAUUUCUUAAGCACGGUCUUCAUCAAGGUGAAAAAGCAUAAAAAGAUGACGGAAGAAAAGCUGAAAAACUGCAUUAUCAGCUCAUCCUUAAGAUGUGGACUGAUUGUCCUACCGGCUUAAUAUAAAACAGCUAUGACAUAAUCAAAAUACGUUUUCUAGCCUGUUCCCACGGUGUACAGAUGAUAUAUACGUGGGCGUAUUCGGCGCAUGAUCAAAAGAGGCUGAUGCAUCAGAGUGGGGAGAGAUUAGGUUUCUCGUUGUCUUUUUUUUCCCCUUAGUGAAGGUUUACGCUCCUGCUUAUUUCUUUUGGGGUUGUUUAGUACAUAAUAAUAAUGUGGAAUAAUGCUAAAGGUUACAUGUUCAUUUGUUUUUGGCACCCAUCUAAAUAUUGUGGAACAGU
Papaver somniferum (opium poppy) is the source of this 1566-nucleotide messenger RNA. Its product is annotated as transcription factor bHLH93-like. Gene Ontology annotation, cellular component: nucleus. Gene Ontology annotation, biological process: regulation of DNA-templated transcription. Lineage: Eukaryota; Viridiplantae; Streptophyta; Magnoliopsida; Ranunculales; Papaveraceae. The record is from RefSeq and is a predicted model, not a curated record. The transcript is spliced from 4 exons. Gene Ontology annotation, molecular function: protein dimerization activity; sequence-specific DNA binding; DNA-binding transcription factor activity. The coding region runs from base 57 to 1286 and encodes 409 amino acids.